Capsella rubella is the source of this 1499-nucleotide messenger RNA. RefSeq names its product S-adenosylmethionine mitochondrial carrier protein. The transcript is spliced from 7 exons. Gene Ontology annotation, molecular function: S-adenosyl-L-methionine transmembrane transporter activity. Gene Ontology annotation, cellular component: mitochondrial inner membrane. The record is from RefSeq and is a predicted model, not a curated record. NCBI's taxonomy places the organism in Eukaryota, Viridiplantae, Streptophyta, Magnoliopsida, Brassicales, Brassicaceae. Gene Ontology annotation, biological process: transmembrane transport. Bases 103 to 1347 code for a protein of 414 amino acids.
ACCUUAAAGGCAACAUUAUUUUAUACCAACUAAACUUUGGAUCAAACGUUGACCAAAUCUCAAAAUAUUCCCACUGAUAUCACAUUUCUUUUUUCUUCUCUGAUGACGACGAUUGAAGAACUGUUUACGUUGGCGAUUCAAAGUUCAUCCAAAGAUCCACAGAAAUCAAGAAUGGUGGAUAAAGCUCUGAGUAGAGAACAUAUAUCACAUGAAACUCUAGUUCUCUCUAUUCUUAAUGAUUUGUUUCUUUAUUCUCAAAAUCCUUGUUUGCGCAAAACAAAGAAUUCAGAUUCGUGUAGCUUAAAUUUUGCCAAAGUUGGAACCUUUACUUCAAGAUCCAAUGAUAUAGCUCCGUUGAUCAAUAAAGGCAAUAGCUUUGUUACUGGGAGUAACUCUGUAAUUGUUAGGACAAGAGUUGGAUUAGAUGUUGGUCAUCUUGUUAAAGGCAAUAACUUUGAUAAUAGGAGUAACUCUGUAAUUGUUAGGACAAGAGUUGGAUUAGAUGUUGGUCAUCUUGUUAAAUCUGCAUUAGCUGGAGGGAUUUCAUGUGCUUUCUCUGCUUUUCUUAUGCAUCCUGUGGAUACUGUCAAGACACAAGUUCAAGCAUCAACAACAUUGUCUUUUGUGGAGAUAUUGUCAAAGAUUCCUGAGAUUGGUGCUCGAGGUUUAUAUAAAGGCUCUGUUCCUGCUGUUGUUGGUCAAUUUGCAAGCCAUGGUUUACGAACAAGUAUAUAUGAAGCAAGUAAAUUGGCGUUACCUCUCGUUGCUCCUUCUCUCCUCGACAUUCAAGUUCAGUCAAUCGCGUCUUUUCUUGGCACUGUUUUGGGGACUACACUGCGAAUACCGUGUGAGGUAUUGAAACAACGGUUACAAGCUAACCAGUUUGAUAACAUAGUGGAAGCUACAGUUUCGACUUGGAAUCAAGAAGGGCUCAAAGGACUCUUCCGUGGGACUGGUGUUACACUUCUACGCGAGGUUCCGUUUUACGUUGCUGGCAUGGGACUUUACAACCAAUCAAAGAAGGUGGUGGAGAGACAAUUAGGAAGAGAGUUAGAGCCGUGGGAGGCCAUUGCGGUUGGAGCCUUGUCCGGUGGUUUCACUGCUGUCUUAACAACGCCAUUCGAUGUGAUUAAAACUAGAAUGAUGACUGCUCCACAAGGCGUAGAAUUUCCGAUGUGGAUGGCUGCUUAUUCCAUACUCACACAUGAGGGUCCUCUGGCUUUCUACAAAGGAGCUGUUCCAAGGUUCUUCUGGACUGCUCCUCUUGGAGCCUUGAACUUAGCUGGCUAUGAACUUCUUCAAAAGGCUAUGAUCACACCUGUGAAUCAGUCAGUGCAUAGUGACUGAGUUUUGUUUUACUUAACAUAGCUACUAUUGGAGUAUCAUUCUUUCUUAUGUGUUAAUUGUUGAUCGUAACUUCUGGUUAUUCAGUUUGCCUGUAAAACUCAACCACAGUAGCUAGUAAAAAAAUCAAUAACAAGUCCAUAAAUUUAACUUAA